Molecule: messenger RNA, 563 nt
Organism: Suricata suricatta (meerkat)
Lineage: Eukaryota; Metazoa; Chordata; Mammalia; Carnivora; Herpestidae
Gene: PSPN
Product: persephin
Exons: 3
Coding region: 156-563 (135 amino acids)
Molecular function (GO): growth factor activity; receptor tyrosine kinase binding; glial cell-derived neurotrophic factor receptor binding
Source: RefSeq, a predicted model, not a curated record
UGCCUGGCCCCGAGGAUGCGGGAGAGCAGCUGGUACAGGGCACAGGGGCUUCCUGUUGCUACCGUGGCGGCAGCGAAGAGGUUAUUUCCCUAGCCCAGCCGGGGGGAUAAAUUGAGGGUGUGAGGCGUCCCCACUCUCAGGAUCUGCCCGUCACAAUGGCCCCAGGAAGAGUCCUGCUCUGCUCUCUGCUGCUCCUGUCACUGCAGCUGGGCCUUAGCGGGGACCCUGGUGCUUGGGGGGCUCCGGUGGUGGAGGAAGAGCCACGAGGGACCCUGAGGCCACAGCUAGGUGCCCGCCUGCGCCGAGCCCUGGCUGCCCCAUGCCAGCUAUGGAGCCUGCCCCUACCUGUGGCCGAGCUGGGGCUGGGCUACGCCUCCGAGGAGACGGUCAUCUUCCGCUACUGCGCGGGCAGCUGUCCCCGCGGCGCCCGCACCCAGCACGGCCUGACGCUGGCCCGGCUGCGGGGCCAGGGCAGAGCCCACGGCGGGCCCUGCUGCCGGCCCACCCGCUACGCCGACCGGCUGCCCCAGCUCUCGGCGGCUGCCUGCGGCUGCGGUGGCUAA